AGAAAGAGCAAUUAUGGAAUUGGAGAUGGAAGGGCUUAAGCCAGCUGCAGUUUAUGUCACCUCUCCUACAUAUCAUGGUAUAUGCAGCAACUUGAGUGAGAUUUCCAGGAUGUGUCAUUCUCAAGGAAUUCCUUUAAUUGUUGAUGAGGCUCAUGGAGCUCAUCUAGGAUUUCAUUCUCAAUUUCCUUGUUCAGCGCUUCAGCAAGGUGCUGAUUUGGUUGUGCAAUCGACUCAUAAAGUUCUUUGCUCGCUUCAACAAUCAUCAAUGUUGCACAUGUCUGGGAAUCUAGUAGAUAGGGGAAGAAUUUGUAGAUGCCUUCAAACAAUUCAAAGCACUAGCCCUAGCUAUCUUCUUUUGGCAUCUUUAGAUGCUGCUAGAUCUCAUCUUAGUGAAAACCCGGAAGGUAUUUUAGAAAAAGCACUGAAAAUAGCUGUUGAAGCCAAGGAUAUGAUUGAGAAACUUCCAGGUGUUUCAGUGCUUGGCUUCCAAAGUUUUCCUAAAUUCCCUGCAAUUGAUCCCUUGCGACUUACCAUUGGUUUUGAACAACUUGGUCUGUCUGGUCAUGAUGCAUAUGAAAUCUUAUAUAAAGACCAUGAGAUUGUUGGCGAACUUGUUGGAACUCGAUGUAUCACCUUUGCAUUUAACCUUGGAAGUUCUAGAGAGCAUGUUCAGAGGCUAGUUUCAGGAUUAAAGCAUAUAGUUUCAUCUCCAGCAUUCAUUCAAGGUGAUAAAAGGAGGAAGAAACAUGUUGAUUCUGCACCCUUUGCUGAUAUUAGAACUAGCUUGAUUCCGAGGGAUGCCUUUUUCAAAAGCAAGAGGAAAAUGAGCAUUGAAAACUGCAUUGGGGAAGUUUGUGGUGAGCUUAUAUGUCCAUACCCACCGGGAAUUCCAGCAAUGAUCCCUGGCGAAACUAUUACAGAGAGAGCUUUGAAUUAUCUUCUAGAUGUUAGAAGCAAGGGUGCUAUCAUUGUUGGAGCUUCUGAUCCCCAAUUGUCUUCUAUAGUUGUGUGCAAUAGCUAGCUCUUGGCAGAGAAACAAA
Molecule: messenger RNA, 1040 nt
Organism: Ziziphus jujuba (common jujube)
Lineage: Eukaryota; Viridiplantae; Streptophyta; Magnoliopsida; Rosales; Rhamnaceae
Exons: 1
Coding region: 14-1021 (335 amino acids)
Molecular function (GO): catalytic activity
Source: RefSeq, a predicted model, not a curated record